AUGGCUUCCUCCGCCACUAAUCUCCUUCUAUCUUCAACCUUCAUCGGAACUAAUACCUUAAUCUCUCCUCCCACCCCCAAAACCACCAGAUCGACCACGCAUUUGCCUUCCUUUUCCAAGAGAAAAUUUGCUCUUACCCGAAGCGUUCUUAGUGAGAAACCCAAUUUCGAACCCAACAAAUCCAUUCCAUCGCAAGCUACUUUGGCUGCUCUUGUCUUCUCUUCGAUUGCGCCACAAGCUCUGGCAGUGGAUGACGUUAGCCCUCCGCCGCCUCCGCCGGUAAUUGAAGCUCAGGCGGUGAGUCCCAGUACUUCUACUUCCUCGCCCUUCUCCCAGAACCUUCUUCUUACUGCUCCCAAACCCCAAUCUCAAUCGGUUUCGGACCUUCCCGAAGGUAGUCAAUGGCGAUACAGUGAAUUCUUGAAUGCGGUGAAGAAAGGGAAGGUGGAACGAGUUAGGUUUAGUAAAGAUGGCUCUGCGCUUCAGCUUACUGCCAUUGAUGGCCGUCGUGCUACUGUGAUAGUUCCAAAUGACCCUGAUCUCAUCGACAUUCUUGCUAUGAAUGGUGUUGAUAUUUCGGUGUCUGAAGGCGAUACUGGUAAUGGGUUAUUCAAUUUUAUUGGUAAUUUGUUGUUCCCCUUUUUGGCUUUUGCUGGAUUGUUCUUCCUCUUCCGCCGUGCCCAGGGCGGCCCUGGCGGUCCUGGUGGACUGGGUGGACCGAUGGAUUUUGGAAGAUCGAAAUCCAAGUUCCAAGAAGUGCCUGAAACUGGUGUGACCUUCGCUGAUGUUGCUGGAGCUGACCAAGCCAAGCUUGAAUUGCAAGAAGUGGUUGAUUUCUUGAAAAACCCUGAUAAAUACACAGCUCUUGGAGCUAAAAUCCCAAAAGGGUGUCUCCUUGUCGGACCGCCCGGUACUGGAAAAACUCUUCUGGCUCGUGCCGUGGCCGGUGAAGCUGGUGUGCCAUUCUUCUCCUGUGCUGCCUCAGAGUUUGUAGAAUUGUUUGUUGGUGUGGGUGCUUCAAGAGUGCGGGACUUGUUUGACAAAGCCAAGUCCAAAGCUCCUUGCAUUGUGUUCAUUGAUGAGAUUGAUGCUGUUGGGAGACAGAGAGGGGCAGGUCUUGGAGGUGGAAAUGAUGAGAGAGAGCAAACAAUCAAUCAGCUAUUGACUGAGAUGGAUGGGUUUUCUGGUAAUUCUGGUGUGAUUGUGUUGGCUGCUACUAACAGACCAGAUGUUCUUGAUUCAGCAUUGUUAAGGCCCGGAAGGUUUGAUAGACAAGUUACCGUCGACCGUCCCGAUGUUGCCGGGAGAGUCAAGAUUCUUCAGGUGCACUCAAGAGGGAAGGCUCUUGCUAAAGAUGUCGACUUCGAAAAGAUAGCUAGGAGAACCCCUGGUUUUACAGGAGCUGAUUUGCAAAACUUGAUGAAUGAAGCAGCCAUUCUUGCAGCCCGGCGCGAUCUUAAGGAAAUUAGCAAAGAUGAGAUUUCAGAUGCUCUUGAGAGGAUAAUCGCAGGGCCAGAAAAGAAGAAUGCUGUUGUCUCGGAUGAGAAGAAGAAAUUAGUUGCUUACCAUGAGGCUGGGCAUGCUCUUGUUGGUGCUUUGAUGCCAGAAUACGAUCCCGUGGCAAAGAUAUCAAUCAUUCCCCGUGGCCAAGCUGGUGGACUUACCUUUUUUGCUCCAAGCGAAGAGAGACUCGAAUCUGGAUUGUAUAGCAGAAGCUACCUGGAGAAUCAAAUGGCUGUUGCCCUUGGAGGAAGGGUGGCCGAGGAGGUGAUAUUUGGAGAAGACAACGUGACAACGGGCGCAUCGAACGACUUCAUGCAAGUCUCUCGGGUGGCAAGACAAAUGGUUGAGAGGUUUGGAUUCAGUAAAAAGAUCGGACAAAUUGCAAUUGGUGGACCGGGCGGAAAUCCCUUCUUAGGUCAACAGAUGUCAUCCCAGAAAGAUUACUCUAUGGCAACUGCAGAUGUUGUGGAUGCAGAGGUUAGGGAGUUGGUAGAGAAAGCAUAUUCAAGGGCUAAGCAAAUUAUCACAACCCACAUCGACAUUCUUCAUAAGCUAGCGCAACUUCUUAUCGAGAAGGAAACUGUGGACGGGGAAGAGUUCAUGAGCCUUUUCAUCGAUGGAAAAGCUGAGUUAUAUGUUGCAUAGAAACAUGUCGACACGGAAUUGUAUUAUAAAUGUUAAAUACACAGAUGAAACAACUAAUCAUUUCCUUGAUUUCACAAAAUUACAUACUACUUGAUUGAUAACUUACA
Molecule: messenger RNA, 2255 nt
Organism: Benincasa hispida (wax gourd)
Lineage: Eukaryota; Viridiplantae; Streptophyta; Magnoliopsida; Cucurbitales; Cucurbitaceae
Gene: VAR1
Product: FtsH extracellular protease family
Biological process (GO): proteolysis
Cellular component (GO): chloroplast thylakoid membrane
Molecular function (GO): metalloendopeptidase activity; ATP binding; ATP hydrolysis activity
Source: RefSeq, a predicted model, not a curated record